Messenger RNA from Rubroshorea leprosula, 1680 nucleotides. The record is from the annotation of a GenBank genome assembly. NCBI's taxonomy places the organism in Eukaryota, Viridiplantae, Streptophyta, Magnoliopsida, Malvales, Dipterocarpaceae.
GAGCAAACAUGGAGGACUCAAUUGUUCUUUAUUCAUCACUUUCUCUCAUUCUUCUCCUUCUUGCUUUGAAACUCUUCAUACAAUCAAAAAAAUCCUACAAAAAUCUCCCUCCACGCCCACCUUCCCUUCCAAUCCUCGGCCACCUCCAUCUCCUUAAACCACCCUUCCACCGUAAACUCUCCACCCUCUCGCAAAAAUACGGCCCAAUCAUAUCCCUCUGGUUUGGCUCCCGCCUUGUUGUUGCCGUAUCCUCUUUCUCCCUAGCCGAAGAAUGCUUUACCAAAAACGAUAUCAUCUUUGCCAAUCGCCCCAAGUUAAUAAUAAGCAAGCACUUGGGCUACAACAACACCACCAUCAUGACCGCAUCUUACGGGGACCACUGGCGCAACCUCCGCCGUAUCGCCGCCAUCGAGAUCUUCUCGUCUCAUCGACUCAACAUGUUCCUAUCCAUUCGGAAGGAUGAAAUCAAGCGAUUACUUCACAAACUGAGCCGCUACUCCGGUCAGGAUUUCGCCACGGUCGAGCUGAAAUCUAUGUUUGCGGAGUUAACUUUCAAUAUUACGAUGAGAAUGGUGGCGGGGAAGCGGUAUUACGGCGACGAUGCGGUUGACGAAGAAGAGGCGCGGAGGUUCAGGGAGCUGAUUAGUGAGAUCGUGGCGAACGCUGGAGCGACGAAUCCAGGGGAUUUCUUGCCGAUUCUCAACUGGAUCGAUGGCGGCGAGUUUGAGAAGAUAAUCACGAGGUUGAGCAAAAGAACCGACAUAUUUUUGCAGGGAUUGAUCGACGAGCACAGAAGUAAAACGGAAGGUCCAGAAAGCACGAAUACGAUGAUUGAUCACUUGCUUUCUUUGCAAGAAGCUCAGCCAGAGUACUAUACCGAUCAGAUAAUCAAAGGUCUCAUGUUGGCGAUGUUAUUGGCGGGAACCGACACCUCAGCAGUCACACUGGAAUGGGCAAUGUCAAAUUUGGUCAACGAUCCUGACAUUUUGGAGAAGGCGAGAGUAGAAUUAGACCGUGAAAUCGGUCAAGAAGUUUUGAUGGAUGAAUCAGACAUUAGCAAAUUACGUUACCUCCAGAAUAUAAUAUCGGAGACAUUGAGAUUAUACCCGGCGGGGCCACUUCUAGCGCCGCAUGUGUCAUCGGAGGACUGUGUUGUCGGGGGUUAUGAUGUGCCACGUGACACGAUCUUGUUGGUCAAUGCUUGGGCCAUACACAGGGACCCUGAGUUGUGGGAUGAUCCAACAAGUUUCAAGCCUGAGAGGUUUGAAGGUGAGGAGGGGGAGGCCCAAAAGGUGUUGCCUUUUGGAAUGGGAAGAAGGGCCUGUCCCGGGGCUGGCUUGGCUCAACGAGUGGUGGGCUUGACUUUAGGCUCACUAAUUCAAUGCUUUGAGUGGGAGAGGAUUGGAAAAGAGAAAGUUGAUAUGAGUGAGCGCAGGGGCAUUACCAUGCCGAAAGCCAUUCCAUUGGAGGUCAGGUGUAGAGCUCGUCAUAUAAUGAACAAAGUUUAGGUAGAAUGUAGUUGUUGUAUUUGCAUGCUACAAGGACUUCAAGGAAGGCCUACCAAUUCCUUCCUUUCAUAUCUAUGAUUGAAUGAUUUUCAAUGCCCCUACCCUUAAAAUUUAUAGGAAUGGAGAAAAAUUAUGAGUAGUUUUUGUAUUUGCAUGCUACAAGGACUUCAAA